GCUUGUUUGGCUUCACUUCUUGACGUUUCAUUGGCAUCGUUAGGCUUCAGAUAUUAUGGUGUGUCCAGGUGUAUAUUUCCAAUUUUUGUUCUGGAUCUCUCUGAUGAAAACAGGUUUGAAACAGCGUGUGGUUACUCAUAUUAUCAGCACUAUGUGUGUUGUCCGACAGUCGACGGUUCUCAUACCCUGCUCAUACGGUCACUCCAGACACGAGAGCUUGUACAUAGAGGAAUGGGUUUAUCAGAGAUCACCGGAGGACAGUGAUAGGGUCGUCUCUCAGGACCCUGCGUUUGAAGGUCGUGUGGAGUUUGUGAACUCAACUGGAGGUGGCGGUGGCAACUGCUCGCUGCUGCUGAAGAACGUUAGAGACAGUGAUGCCGGCAUCUUCAGUAUUAGGUUCAGAAGCGGUGUUUCUUUACAAACCUGGUCAAAGUCAAGUGGUGUCAGUCUGAAAGUAACAGAUGCAGAGGUAGAGGUGAUCUCCCAGUAUGAUGUGGUGACAGAAGGAGAUUGGUUGGUGUUUUUCUGCGGCUCUUGCGUCCCCUCCAUCAUUGUGCCCACCUACAUCUGGAGGAAAGAUGGUCGUUUGUACAGUCAGAACUAUGGGACCAACCAGCUUGAUCUGAACUCUGUUAGACUGGAGGAUGCAGGUCGAUAUUCAUGCAUGUUAAGCGGUCAUGAGGGACUCAACUUUUCGUCUGUUGCCGUUAAGGUUAGACCUGGAGAUCCUCCAAAGAACACAACAAUACGCAUCAGUCCAUCUGCUGUAAUAAUGGAGGGUGAUUCAGUGACUCUGACCUGCAGCAGUAAAUCAAAUCCACUUGUUCACAACUACAGCUGGUUUAAGGUGAAUGAAACAUUAUCUGUUGGAUCUGGACAGACGUACAGCAUCACUAACAUUAACUCCAGUCACAGUGGAUGGUUUUACUGUGAAGCUCAGAAUAAAUAUGGAUCUCAGAGAUCAAAUGCUGUUCUGCUGAUGAUUGUAACAGGAGGAGACAGACUGGCUGUGAGUAAGGUUACAGUGGGAGUAAUACCGGCUGUUGUCAUCACAUCUGUAUCUGUGAUACUUUUGGUUGUUAUUGGGAUCUGUAUCAGUAGGAAAAGAGCAACAUCAGACGUUCAAAACAACAAAAAUCUACAGCACCAUAGAGCGAUUGAGUCUUCUGAAGAGACUUACAUGACCCUUGACCCCAAUACCAUGAGUUCUGAUUAUGACACACUGGAUAAUGUAAGAAAAUCCACUGAUAAGAGAUAACCUUGAAAGCACACAGCUGCCAUCAAAAACAGCUGGAGAGGACAAAAGAAGAUAUAAUGACAUUAAACACUGGAUGCUUGUUUUAGUGAAUAGUGAAAAGUUAAGGUCUAGUAACACAGUAAGUGUUAGCAGCAAGUGGUGCAAUUUAAGUUCAUUCAUAUCAGCAUCAUCUAUGCUAGAAAUACAAUAUUUUUGUAUUUUUCAAUUUUAAAGGGGACAUAUUAUUUGACACUUUUGGUGUCCCAAGAGUGUUUGAUGACACGAAUUUCCGCUGUUUUUCGUGUCUCUUGAGACGAAUGUCUUUUUCAUCCUUUCCAGCACAAAUUUCUACCAAUGGCUGUUCGUGUCUGUGGCACGACUUACUUUAUUGUGUCAUUUUAUAUUUAGUUUUCUCAUCAUUUUUUCCUAUUUUUAAAUCAUUGUCGCUUGGGGUUAGGGUUAGAUUCUGGGUUUGCAUUAGGAUGUAAUUUUAUGCAUUAGUUUCUACAUGUUUUUCGUCCGCUUUUAAAACUAUUCUCGUCUGGAGUUGGGGUUAGAGUUGGGGUUUGGGUGAGGAAGUCGCAGAAAGUGAUUCUAACCCAAACAUCAAGCGACAAUGGUCAAAAAAUAGAAAACAAU
Molecule: messenger RNA, 1876 nt
Organism: Paramisgurnus dabryanus
Lineage: Eukaryota; Metazoa; Chordata; Actinopteri; Cypriniformes; Cobitidae
Source: RefSeq, a predicted model, not a curated record